This is a messenger RNA of Frieseomelitta varia, 3954 nucleotides long. Its product is annotated as fat-like cadherin-related tumor suppressor homolog. Gene Ontology annotation, molecular function: calcium ion binding. Gene Ontology annotation, cellular component: plasma membrane. The transcript has 5 exons. NCBI's taxonomy places the organism in Eukaryota, Metazoa, Arthropoda, Insecta, Hymenoptera, Apidae. The record is from RefSeq and is a predicted model, not a curated record. The coding region runs from base 307 to 3933 and encodes 1208 amino acids. Gene Ontology annotation, biological process: homophilic cell-cell adhesion.
UGGUCAGCGCAGAGGGUUGGAAAGUGAGCGCAGCGACGCGCUCGCUUGUCAGUUUCGAGACGAGGAGCAACGGGCCAGCGAUGAAGCGAUAAGUACACUGACUAAAUUACAAGCAAAUCUGUCAACAGCUUCAUCAAAGAGGAACGUUUGAACUGGCGGACUUGGUUGUUUGGUUUAUCCUAAAAGGCGCGGCCGGUUUAACAAGGACGGAUAACUCAGGUCACGAAGCCACGGUUCCCUCGUCCAAGCGGGGAAACGACGGAUUUCACUGGGAAAAACCGUCGACGAUGAGCUAGCGACACGACGAUGAGGAGGAUGAAGCAGCGCGUGCUGCUCGCCUGGCCAUGGUUGUGGCUGUGGCUGUUCGCGGCCACAGCGGGUUCCCCGUCUUCCGACACUUUCGCGUCGACCACGUUCUCAUCGUCAGCCAGCAGCAGCAGCAGCAGCAGCAGCAGUAGCAGUAGCAGUACCAACAGCAAUAGCAACAGCCUCGUCAGUAGCUCGAUCACCAGGUCGUUUUCACCGACGCUGCCGACGUCUACGUCCGCCUCCUUCACCCAAGAUUUUCCGUUCCCUCCCGGCCACGAGUUCCGCUUCACUCUGCCGUUGUACAAUGUCUCGAUCCCGGAGAACUCGAUCGGCAAGACGUACGUGGUGCCCGAGGUGAGAAUGGGCAUAAAGCUCGCGUCGCCGGACUCGAAUCUCGACAUUCGUUUCCGCAUAAUGAGCGGCGACCGCGACAAGUUCUUCAAGGCGGAGGAGCGAACGGUCGGUGACUUUUGCUUCCUAUUGAUACGGACUCGAACCGGUAACGUGGACGUGUUGAACCGCGAGCGAAAGGACCGUUACGUGUUGGAGGUGCGCGCCACGUUGAACAGAGGCGACGGCAAGAACCGCGUGGCCAUCAUGGAGGCAGACACCACGGUCGUGGUGACCAUCCUGGACACCAACGACCUCAACCCGCUGUUCUAUCCGACCGAGUACGAGGCGACCAUCACCGAGGACACGCCUCUGCACCGUAGCAUACUCAGGGUAAUAGCCGAGGACGCCGAUCUCGGCAGGAACGGCGAGAUUUAUUACAGCUUCGCCGAGGAGACCGAUCAGUUCGCCGUUCACCCGGUCAGUGGGGUAAUAACGCUCACCAGGCCGCUCAGAUACUCGGAACGAGCGGUCCACGAGUUGGUGGUACUGGCAAAGGACCGUGGGGCCCUGUUUCGCAGCGGAGGAGGCAGCAGCCGAGCCAGCACGGCCAAAGUGACCAUCAGAGUUCGCCAGGUGAACCUGCACUCGCCGGAAAUCUACGUUCACCAUCUGCCGGACAUCGUGGAACACUCGAACGCGGACAUAUACGCGAUCGUUCGUGUGAUCGACAACGACGAAGGCGUUCACGGUCAGAUCGCGAGUCUGGAUAUCGUGGGUGGCGACCCGGCUGGCCAUUUUAGAGUGCGGCCAGCCGGUGGGCCGCACUCGGGCGAGUACAAUAUCGAGGUGUUGCACUUGCUGGACCGAGAGACCGCGGUUCAGGGUUACAAUCUGACGUUGCGCGCGAUGGACCGGGGCGUGCCGCAGCGUUACAGCUACAAAUUUGUGCCAGUCCACCUGGCGGACCUAAACGAUAACGCGCCGGUGUUCAGCCGCGAGAUCUACGAGGUGAAGGUGCCAGAGACAGCGCCGAUCAAUACGCCGGUGAUCCGGCUGAAAGUGACGGAUGCGGACGAAGGGAGGAACGCGUUGGUAUUCCUGGAGAUCGUGGGUGGCAACGAGGGCGGCGAGUUUUACGUGAACGCGGAGACGGGGAUGCUGUACACUGCGGUGAACCUGGACGCGGAGAAGAAGGCGUUCUACACGCUGACGGUGUCAGCGGUGGAUCAGGGGAACGCCGGAACGAGGAAGCAGUCAUCGGCGAAGGUGAAGAUCAACGUGGUCGACACGAACGACAACGACCCGACGUUCGAGCAGUCGGAGAUGGAGGUGUGGAUUGACGAGAACGAGCCGGCCGGCACGUCGGUCGUGAAGAUCACCGCGAAGGACCGCGACUCCGGCGAGAACGCCUACAUCUCGUACAGCAUCGACAAUAUCCAGAAGGUGCCGUUCGAGAUCGACCAUUUCUCCGGUAUCGUGAAGACGAAGCAGGUGCUCGACUACGAGACCAUGAAGAGGGAGUACUUGUUGCACGUGCGUGUGAGCGACUGGGGCCUGCCAUACCGGCGACAGGCGGAGAUGCAGCUGCACGUGAGGCUGCGCGAUGUGAACGACAACAGGCCGCAGUUCGAGCGGAUCGAUUGCACCGGCCACGUGUCCCGUUAUGUGCAAAUCGGCUCCGAGAUCAUCACCGUCUCCGCCAUCGAUUUCGACGCCGGCAACAUUAUCAGUUAUCGCAUCGUCUCCGGCAACGAGGACGGUUGCUUCGCCCUGGACUCGGCUAGUGGUGUGCUCUCCGUCGCGUGCGACCUCGCCGACGUGAAGGUGACCGAGCGCGUGAUCAAUGUCACGGCCACCGAUGGCUCGCACUUCGCCGACGUGAAUCCUGUGCACAUGCACCUGGUGAACGCAAAGCGAAACCGUGGCUUGCAAGCGCCAAUCGUGUCGGAUAAGGGCAGCGCGUUCGAGUGUCGGGACACCGGUGUCGCUCGUAGGCUAACCGAAGCGAUCGCUGCCGCCGAGAGGAACAACAUGCCCUCCAAGGACGACGAGUACGCGCUAACGCCGAGCAGGUACGGUGAGAACAUCCACGCGCCGGAAUUCGUCGACUUUCCCAGCGAGAUCAAAGUCAACGAGUCUGCGAAGAUUGGAACGACCCUGGUUAGGAUACGCGCCAGAGACAGAGAUCUGGACUAUAACGGCAAGCUGGUAUUUUGCAUAUCGAGCGGCGAUCGCGAUUCGGUGUUCGGCAUCGACCCGGACACCGGUGACUUGAACGUCAUAGGCUAUCUGGACAGGGAGCGCGAGAACGAGUACUUUCUCAACGUGAGCGUGUACGACUUGGGCAAGCCGCAGAAGUCCGCGUCGAAGAUGCUGCCGGUGACGAUACUCGACGUGAACGACAACGCGCCGCGAUUCGAGAAGUCCCUGGCGAGCUUUCGGAUCUCGGAGACAGCGCUGAAUGGGACGAACGUGUGGCGAGCGAACGCGACCGACGCGGACCUCGGUGAGAACGCGCGCGUCACUUACUCCCUGGUGACCGAGACGAACGAUUUCCGGGUGGACCCGGUGACGGGCGUGCUGACCGUUUUCGGCAGAUUGGACAGGGAACGGCAGGAGAUCUACGAGCUGAGAAUACGAGCGCAGGAUCACGGUGGCAAGGGGACUGACUCGCCGCCGUUAUACUCGGACGCUUUGGUCCGGGUGACGGUGGACGACGUGAACGACAACGCGCCGAGCUUCGCCCUGUCCACGUACACGGUGAAGAUUCGUGAGGACGUGCCGAUAUGGACGGUGGUGGCGGUGGUGGACGCGACCGAUCCGGACGAGGCGUCCGGCGGCGACAUCGAGUACUUCAUGUCCGAUGCGAUGGAGAGCGAGGGUUACUUCAAGGUGGACAAAGUGUCCGGCACGAUCAGAACCACCCAGAGCUUGGACUUUGAGGAGCGGCAGGUGCACACGUUGACGAUCGUCGCCAGGGACAGGGGCGAGCCGUCCUUGUCCUCCGAGACGAUGGUCAUCAUAGAGGUGGUCGACGUGAACGAGAAUCUGCACGCGCCGUUGUUCGACGAUUUCGUCGUGUCCGCGAGUGUGUUUGAGAAUCAACCCGUUGGCACUCUAGUGACCACUGUGCGCGCCAGAGACGCGGAUCCGCUAGGGGGCGAUUCCAGAAUUGGAUACACGAUCAGAGGUGGCGACGGUAUUGGGAUCUUCUCCAUCGACAACGAAGGUAAGCAGAUCAUUUCUCAAUCGCUGGAUCAAACCCAACGUGCAAGCAUCGUGAGUAUUUGAAUACAAAUAAGAGCACUGGAG